This is a messenger RNA of Monoraphidium neglectum, 188 nucleotides long. RefSeq lists its product as hypothetical. NCBI's taxonomy places the organism in Eukaryota, Viridiplantae, Chlorophyta, Chlorophyceae, Sphaeropleales, Selenastraceae. The record is from RefSeq and is a predicted model, not a curated record. The transcript has a single exon. The annotation marks the transcript as partial.
CUGCGGGCGCCGAUCUCCAGGCGCGCAACCUCAAGUCCUGGGCGCCCAUUCACAGUGCGGCCAACGGGGGGCACUUGGAGGCCGCACUGCGCCUGGUGCUAGCAGGUGCAAGCUGGCGGCCAGGCAGAGGGGCUGGCGCCGCUGAUGCCGAUGUUGUCAAGCUGCUUGUGCGCAAGGGUGGCUUCAAG